This is a messenger RNA of Gossypium raimondii (Peruvian cotton), 954 nucleotides long. RefSeq lists its product as uncharacterized. Gene Ontology annotation, molecular function: phosphoprotein phosphatase activity. The transcript has a single exon. Lineage: Eukaryota; Viridiplantae; Streptophyta; Magnoliopsida; Malvales; Malvaceae. The record is from RefSeq and is a predicted model, not a curated record. Bases 1 to 954 code for a protein of 317 amino acids.
AUGACAUUGAAGAUGGAAAAGAAGAUGCAAAAAAAGUCCAUCAUGCGUGAUAGUAAUUACGAUUACCAGCAUCACCGCCAAUUACUUCCUCGCAACAAUAACCAUCAGCGUAAGAGAUCAUCUAUAUUGAAAAGAAAAUAUUUUUCUGUAAUUUCUUUCAUAACAAAGUCCAUUAAAAAAUGCCACCGUGGCCUUAUUGAGUUUUUCUCCAAAUUGGAGGGUGGAAAACACCGAGGGAAAGGCUUUGUUAUCCUCCAUCGGGAAGAGGCUGGCAGAUGCCAAACCAAUUUGAGCGCUAGACUCCAACUUGAAUUCAAGGAUGAUGUUGAUCUACCUAAUAUUCUUGCACUGGGAGAAAAAAAUUGGACCCGGUUGCUUCCUCCGUUAGCUUCAGACAAAAUGAGAACCAUCGUUCUCGAUUUGGACGAGACCCUAGUGCAUUCAAGUCCAGACCCACCUCCGGAAACAUAUGAUUUCAUGAUUAAACCAAGCAUUUAUGGUUUAAUGAUGAACUUCUACGUAUUGAAACGACCCGGGGUGGAUGAAUUCUUGGAUGCAAUCAGUAAGAAAUACGAGGUGGUAGUUUUCACCGCUGGGCUUGAGCCAUACGCCUCAUUACUGCUCGAUAUUCUCGACCCCAAAGGCUUGAUAUCUCACCGUUUAUACAGAGAUUCAUGCAAGCAAUUAGGGCGAGGAAGAUUUAUUAAGGACUUGUCGAAAAUCGGGAGAGACCUUAAACAAGUUGUGAUUGUUGACGAUAACCCUAAAUCCUACACUUUGCAACCUGCAAAUGCGAUCCCCAUAAAAAGAUUUGAAGAUGACAUAGAAGACAGGGAAUUGGAGAAGCUGAUGGUGUUCUUCGAAAGGAAUUGCGAUGGUUUUAAGGACAUGAGAGAUGCGGUUAAACAAUAUUUAGAUGGCAAUGAUACAAUGAGGCAACCUCUGAGUUUAUGA